CGUUAAGAUGGGUGAAAGAGUAAGAUGGUAAGAGUGAAAGAUGAGAGAGAGAGAGAGAGAGAGAGCGAGGAACAGUGAGAGGUAAGUGUAGUGGAGGGUUGCAAAGAUGUCUGAUCGAACAUUUAAACGAACUCCACGGCGGACGGUAGACGGACUGGUAACGGAUCGACAGGCACAACCCGAGAGGGUGACUGGCGCACCGCACGGAGGGCAGAAUAACAGUGAAUGGAACCUGCCGGCCCCCCUUCGUUCUACUGCUCGGGUUGGCGGUGAUGGGCGGCCAGAGACGUCGUAUCCAACAAGAACAGCAGUGGGAAGAACAACAACAAAGUGGGGAGGGCAGGCGGGAGAGAGAAGGGCGAUGGCGACACCGGCCAGCAGCCAAUGGGUCACUGAACAGAAGGUUGGUCGAUGUGUCUUGGUGUCUUGGAUGAGAGGCGGAGUGAGAAGCAAGGUAGUGGGCAAGGUGAGGAGCGGGAACGACCGAAGGUUGUCUUCUAGGUUGUCUUCUAGGUUGUCUUCAACGUCGCACAGGCGAUGGGGCGACACGCGGGAAUACCAAGGGCUGGUUCAUCUGGUCUAGUUCAGUCCAGGCUCGAUGCUCCAAUCCACUCCCAUUCACUUGGGGGCCGAAAGCUCGUGUUGAUGGAUGGAUGGAUUCGGGAGGGGGGAAGAGCCCGCGUUGCCUCGUAGUUGGUUGAGAAGGCUUAUUGGGGAAUUGCAGGGGAUAGAGAGAAAGACAAGAUAGUGAGAGAGCGUAUGAGAGGAAUGAAACCUCAGCUUGACCGAUAGAUGAGAGUUGAGCGCAUGCAACGAUGAAAGUGUACGGCAGGUAGAGACUUCUCAGAGGCCAGAGGUACGCUAUGCGCUUGAGACAACAGCCACAGGUGGCAAUUGAAUAGGAGCAAGUUAGGAGAGACGAUGUGCUGUGCUGAAACACUGGGACACGCUGGAAGACGCCCAGGAUUGGUAAGGUAGCCAGCCCAAUGGAUUGAGCUAAGGUAGAUAGGUGUCU
This is a messenger RNA of Colletotrichum phormii, 1015 nucleotides long. RefSeq lists its product as uncharacterized. The record is from RefSeq and is a predicted model, not a curated record. The transcript has a single exon. The coding region runs from base 107 to 583 and encodes 158 amino acids. Lineage: Eukaryota; Fungi; Ascomycota; Sordariomycetes; Glomerellales; Glomerellaceae.